Molecule: messenger RNA, 5208 nt
Organism: Pseudozyma flocculosa PF-1
Lineage: Eukaryota; Fungi; Basidiomycota; Ustilaginomycetes; Ustilaginales; Ustilaginaceae
Exons: 2
Coding region: 1-5208 (1735 amino acids)
Cellular component (GO): endoplasmic reticulum
Molecular function (GO): UDP-glucose:glycoprotein glucosyltransferase activity
Source: RefSeq, a predicted model, not a curated record
AUGCGGGCCGCCGCGCUUCGCCCCCUGCUCCUCGUCCUGCUGGCCCUCGGGAUAUCCACACUCACAGCGCUUGCCGAACCUACGCAACCAUCGCCGCCCAUAAAGGUACAGCUGAGAGCCCCCUGGACCAAGCCCAGCCUCUCCAACAACGCCUCCUCGCUCCUCCUCGAGAUCCUCGAGGCCGCAAACGCUCGCGCACCCGACAGCUUCUUCCCGCUCGUCACCCAACUCACCGCACCCUGGAACGCAGCCGACUCCUCAUCCUCAGCAGCAGCUGCAACGGCGCAUCCCGACGCCAAAGCAACCAGCCACCGCCACCGGCACCACAAGGGCAAGCACCACCUCCAACACCCCGGCCCCACCCUCGCCAGCCUCUCGGACCGCCAGCUCGUCUCGCAGGCAGAGGAUGCCAUCAGGUCAUCCCACCUCUUCGGCACGGACAAGGACGAGGACCAGCGCGCCUCCGUCGAUGCCGCCCUCCAGCUAUGGCACACUUCGCUCGCCCUCCACGACCAGAGUCCGAGGGUGCAGGCCUUCAUGCAGCUCUACCGCACCCUCAACCUCGACCACAGGUGGAGCCAAAAGGCCCGGACCUACAAGCACGGCGUCGAGCGCUGCCACAGUUGGGUCGACUUCGAGGGGCAGGUGCUCUGCGACGAGGACGAGGUGGUGCAGGCCAUCAGGCAGGCAGCCGGACAGCAGCAUCGUCAGCAGCAGCCGCCGGUCCGACUGCUCCCCUUUGACCACGUCCUGCCAGCCCGCAGCCCAGUGUCGCAGUCAUCGUCUCGCAGUGCCCAUGGACACGGCCCCGACCUCACUUUCAUCCUCUACGGCGACCCCUUCUCCUUCAACUUCUGGGGUCUUCACUCGCUGCUCGAGGCCUACGCCACUGGCCACAGAGAGGCCGAGGGAGGCCAUCGCAUCUCGUACGUCCUGCGCUGGAGGCCUUCGGCAGAUGACAAAAGAGCCGACGGCGCGGCGCAAGCGACGCCGCCGAAAUUGCACGACGACUCGACCCUCUACCUCGCCGGCUACGGCGCCUACCUCGACCUCAAAAAGGUCGACUACCUUGUCAUCGACGACCGAAAGCUGCGCGAGGAUGCCGAGGUCGGGCAGCUCGACGAUGGCGCCUCCGACGGCGAGGACCAUGGCCAUCGGGAGCAGAGCGCCGAGAAUCGAGCCUGGAUCGAGCAGCAGAUCGGCCAGGCGCUCCCCGCCAAGAUCAACACCGGCGACGACGCGGUGGCAGAGCUGGCCAAGGAAGCGAGGGCGGCCCUGACCAAGGAGGAGAUCGACGAGCUCGGUAUACGAGCGGCCCACGUCGUCGCCAGCUCGUCUGACCCGCUCCGCGCGCUCGAGGAGCUGUCGCAGAAUUUCCCGCUCUACGCCGAGAGGCUCGCACGCUCGUCGAAGCUCGCAGACUGGGACAAUGCCGACAUGGUCAACUCGCUGCUGGCUCUCGGCGACCACCGCGUCAAGUCGGGAGCGUCGGAGCUCUGGCUCAAUGGCAAGAGCCUCGACAGCCAGGACUUUAGCCCACUCAGACUGAUCAAGACGCUCGACGACGAGAGGAGGCUGAUCGCUCCCCUACUCGGGCGUCUGGCGGGCGGCGUGCUCGAUACCGAGAUGGCCGUCGACUUGAUCUCGUCGCUGCUAAUCGGCCGCGCCUUUGUCGCCUCGUCCGACCAGUCACUCGGACAGGCCUUUUUCGAUGCCAGCGAUCGCCUCGAACGUCAGCAGCUACUCUCCGAGGUCGACAAGAACAGCGGCGCGGCAGACCCUGCCUCGCCGGGCGCCAUCACCUGGUGGAACGACGUGACCAAGGGCGCCACCUCGCGCUGGAGCAAGGACCUCUUCAACCUGCUGCGACCCAUGUGGCCGGGCCAGUUCCCGCAGAUCUCGCUCAACCUGUUCAACGUCGUCAUGGUGCUCGACCUCGGCCGCCGCGAGUCCUGCCGCUUCCUCUCGGAAAGCAUCGGGCCCAGCAUCGGCAAGGUCGGCCUGCACUGGGGCCUGGUGCCCGGCGGACUCGAGGGUCAAGACGCGAGCAGCGACAGCGCCAAGUUGGCGCGGCUGUUCUGGGAAGUGUUCGACCUCGGCGGCAGCGAGGCGGCCACGAGCUACCUGCGCAAGCUGGCCUCAUCAAAGAAGGGGGGCGAGAGCCGCGUCGACGUCAAGAGCGCCCGCAACGAGGCUUCGCUGAUCCUGCACGCCCACCUGGCCCCUGGAGAGGUCGCACAACGCCUCGACGACGUGGUCCAGGGCAGGGUUGCGCGACACCAGCAGCGCGAAAAGAUGGCCCGCGCCUACAUCGCCCGUCUGCGCGCCUCCACCGCCGAGAGCCCGCGUGGGCACGUCUUUGUCAACGGUCAGCACGUGCCGUUUGGCAGCCAGCUGAUCCAGAUGCUGCACCAGAAGAUCCAGGACCAGAUCCAGAUCCUCGCGCCGGCCAUCUACCAGCGCCACUUGACCGCCGAGAGCGAGAAUCUCGAGACCGUCUUUUACGACCAGCCGGAGACGCUCAAGUUCCGCUCGAAGCUCGUCUUCCCACCCGUCGUUGCGACCCUCGACGGCGGCGAAGAUGCGCCGCAGCACGAGGGCGUCACGUUCGCGCCUGGCGAUAUCGUGUCGGCUCUCCACUCGCUCAAGGACGGGCGCGGCGACGCCGAGGUGCUCAACCGCUUCCUCUACUCCGACAGCGCCAGCCAGGGCGAGGCAGAGACCCACGACGAGGCGCAGUACGUCAACUCGACCGUGUGGGUCAUGGGCGACCUCGACUCGAGCGAAGGCGCCGAGGUGGUGCUUAAAGUCAUCUCGGCGUCGCAGCAGGCCGGAAAGGCGAGCGAGCGCUUCCGCAUCGGCUUUCUCCAUGUCCCCGUGGUCGGAGACGUCGAUACCAAGCGCUUCGGGUCCUCGAGCCCGCCGCUCUCGGCGUAUCUGCACCGGCUGAUGCAGGAUAGCUCGAUCGAGCGACUUGCUCCCGCACAGCUUGCCGAGGCCGUCGCGGCGUACGUGCCCCUCAGCGACAACCUCGACCAGGAUGACAAGAUCGACGGACCCAGCGCUCCAGCGAACCAGCACGAGCCCACACUCGAGCACGAUGCGGCCGCCGGUAGCGCGGCAGAGCGAGCGUGGGCUACACCCGCGAUGGCGGCGGCAGACAAAUUCUGGCAGCGCGCAGGUGCCAGCGUGGCUGCGACGCUGCGUCUCGACGCCAGCCGAGGACCGGCGCUGCUGGUGCACGGGAAGGUGGUUCAGGGCUUCAAGGCGAGUGACAUUGGGCCCGAAGACAUCGCGGCGCUCCUCACCGUCGAAUCGGCCAAAAAGGUCGACGCCGUCGUGCGUGCACUGACGACGCUCAAGCCUGACUUUGACCGGCUGCCUGCGCGUGAGCGGUCGGACCUGGUGGCGGCCGUCGUCUCGAUUGCGACUCGGGCUUAUGCCGUCGACCCUGCGGAUGAGGGCAUCUUUGUCAAGGGCAAGACGCCGCGGACGGCGAUCCUCGAGGCGCUGGGCUCCGACGAGCACGUCUUCGAGCUCGGCGACCGCGCCUCUGCGGCGCUGCGCCUGUCGGUGCUGAUCGACCCGCUGUCCGAGGCGGCGCAAAAGUGGUCGACGAUCCUGCGCACGGCGGUCAAGCUGCAGGGCGCCUACGUGCGCGUCAUCCUCAACCCGAAGCUGGCCUACGGCGGCGAGAUGCCGCUCAAGCGCUUCUACCGCUUCAGCGCGCCGACCAAGCUGCGCUUCGACGAGCGCGGCCGCGAGCUGGUGCUCGAGACGCCCGACGGCUCGCGCAGCGUCGACACCAUCGUCAUGGCCAACCUGGCCUACCUGCAGUUCAAGGCGCAGCCGGGCCUGUGGCGCCUGGCCAUCCGGCCGGGCCGCAGCUCGCAGCUCUACGAGAUGGUGAGCGUCGGCAACGUCGGCUGGGACAGCCCGGGCGUCGAGGUGACGGGCGAGGACAUCACCCUCGACACCCUCAGCGGCCUCAAAAUCUACCCCGUCGUGCGCAAGAGAAAGGGCCAGGAGGCCGAGGACCUGCUCGAGGAGCUCGAUGCCGAGGGCCGGCCGGUCAAGAAGGCGGCGCGGACUGGCGCAAACGGCAUCGGCGGCGGCGGCGUCGUUGGGAUGCUCCGUUACGCGCUCGACGGUGCUUCCCGUGCCGCAUCUCAGGCCGUCGACGUUGUCCGCACCACUCUCGGACUGGACUCCUCCUCGUCCGCCUCCCAGACAUCGACGACGGCGGUGGCGAGGAAGCGGCACGCCGACAUCAACAUCUUCACCGUGGCGUCGGGCCACCUCUACGAGCGGAUGGCCUACAUCAUGGUGCUGUCGGUGGUCAAGCACACGCAGAGCAGCGUCAAGUUCUGGUUUAUCGAAAACUUUCUGUCGCCGUCGUUCAAGGAGUUUAUCCCGCACCUGGCGGAGCGGUACGGCUUCGAGUACGAGCUGGUGACGUACGCGUGGCCGCACUGGCUGCGGGCGCAGCGCGAAAAGCAGCGCACCAUCUGGGGCUACAAGAUUCUCUUCCUCGACACCCUCUUUCCGCUCGACCUGAGCAAGGUGAUUUUCGUCGAUGCCGACCAGGUGGUUCGAACCGACUUGCAGGAGCUUGUCGACCUCGAUCUGGGGGGUGCCGUGUACGGCUAUCCGCCGAUGGGCGACGACAGCGACGACAUGGAUGGGUUCCGGUUCUGGAAGCACGGCUACUGGAAGGAGUACCUGCGCGGCCGGCCGUACCACAUCUCGGCGCUGUACGUCGUCGAUCUGCACCGGUUCCGGCGCGUCGCGGCGGGCGACAAGCUGCGGGGCCAGUACCAGGCCCUAUCGGCGGACCCUGCCUCGCUGGCGAAUCUGGAUCAGGACCUGCCCAACAACAUGCAGGGUAGCCUGCCGAUCCAUACCCUCGACAAGGAGUGGCUGUGGUGCGAGACGUGGUGCAGCUCCGCCUGGCUCGACGACGCCAAGACCAUCGACCUCUGCUCCAACCCCAAGACCAAAGAGCCCAAACUCGACCGAGCACGAAGGCAGAUCCCCGAGUGGUCGGUCUACGAUGCCGAGGUGGCGGCGCUGGCGAGCGAGGUGGCCAAGCGGGGAGAGAGCCGAAACGUCGUCGACCCGGAGCAGGUCGUCGUCGAUGGAGGGCCCAGGCAGGGUAGCCACGAGGCCGAUGGAGGCGAGACGAGGGGCGGUCACGACGAGCUGUAA